UGAGGAAUUCGGCCGGCAAAACAUUUGGUCAAAUAUCUUCAAUUCUUCCCCGACUGACCUCUGGUCGACGCCGGGAAUAGUUCUGUGCAUACUGCACACAGGCUUGCUCUCAUGGCGGGAACCAUUCACUCUCUAGUUCUCUCACCUCGGCACGCCAAGACGUCACCGUUUUGUUUCCCGACUCCCCGUUUCCUGGCAAGCUCUUCACUCCUCGUGAGUCGCUCUGUUUCGUUCAAUUGCAAUCGCUUGAUUUCAAGACCAACAAGAGCCUGUCAACAGCCAGAUAAGGUAGGUGGAAACGGAGGUCAAGCUGAUAUCACUUCAGGUCCUGCGAAGGGAUUGACAAAACAAUUUUUGGAUUUCGCCUCGAAUAAUUUUCUUCCUUUCGCUCUUGUCAGUGGAGUGGCAAUUGGAUUUGCAAAUCCAAGUCUUGGCUGUCUUGCUGAUAGAUAUUCUCUGUCAAAAUUUAGCACAGUAGGAAUAUUUAUCAUCUCAGGUUUGACUCUGCGUAGUGAAGCAAUUGGUGCUGCUGUAGAAGCUUGGUCUGUAGGAAUGUUUGGGCUAUGCUCCAUUCUCUUAUUUACACCAUAUUUCUCAAGGCUAAUUUUGCAAGUUCAGCUCCAACCUCAAGAAUUCGUAACAGGGCUUGCUAUAUUUAGUUGUAUGCCAACUACUUUAUCAAGUGGGAUAGCGCUUACUCAACUUGCUGGUGGGAAUUCUGCACUUGCUCUUGCUAUGACAGUCAUAUCUAAUUUGUUAGGAAUUCUAAUAGUUCCAUUUUCUAUUGCGAAGUUCAUAGCUGAUGGAGUCGGUGUCUCUGUUCCAACUAAGCAAUUGUUCAGAAGUCUUAUACUCACACUUUUAAUCCCUCUAGUUGUGGGAAAGGUCUUACGAGAAUCCUCCAAAGGCUUGGCGGACUUUGUUGAUAAAAACUCUAAGCUUUUCUCAAAGAUCAGUGCGUUGUUCCUCAGUUUAGUACCGUGGAUACAAGUGAGCAGGUCAAGGUCACUGCUGCUGAUGGUUGAGCCUAAGAUUUUUCUUGUGGCCAUUGGGAUGGGAAUAAUGCUGCAUCUGUUCCUAUUAGCUUUCAAUUCUCUUGCCAUUAGAGCCCUUUCAGCUCUUUCUGGAGGUAGUAAAUCUGUUUUUGCCAAGGAAGAAAAUUUCAGUGCGUUGCUGCUUGUUGCAAGUCAGAAAACUCUACCUGUUAUGGUGGCAGUUGUGGAGCAACUUGGUGGAGCAUUAGGUGAAUCUGGUUUAUUGGUUCUUCCUUGUGUUGCUGCUCAUAUACUUCAGAUUGUCAUGGACUCUUUUCUUGUCAACAUUUUUCUUCGGAAGGAUCGCUCAUCUACAAAGGCCAAAUUGGCCUGAAGAGUCCGAAUGCUGCUGGGCUUCUUAGAUACAGAGGGACAAAACUGCGUUAUGGUGCAGGUCAAGUUAUUCAUGAACAAAGUUUAUUCAUUCAGUGGGAUGGUGGGGAAGGUUGCAGUAAUCUUGUUGAUUGGAGUUUUGGCAUGGUGUUAUCAGUCCAUCCGUCCUCUGCCACAAAACCUCUGCGGCUCUCCCGG
Messenger RNA from Carica papaya (papaya), 1565 nucleotides. Its product is annotated as Sodium Bile acid symporter family. Gene Ontology annotation, cellular component: chloroplast envelope. Lineage: Eukaryota; Viridiplantae; Streptophyta; Magnoliopsida; Brassicales; Caricaceae. The record is from RefSeq and is a predicted model, not a curated record.